CUUCAGCUCGAAGAACAACCACGAAAGAGCCUCCGGUUCAUGAUAAGCUUAUCACAACAUUGCUCAAUAAUGCCAUCGAAAAAACUUUCCAAACAAUGAAUUCAGAUACGAUCGACAAAUUAGUUCUCAGCAUGGAGAAUCUAAAUUCGUUCUCUUAUGAAACAUACAUCGACUGCCAAAUGGAGCCCUUUGAAAACAAGUUCUACUUCACUAAUGUCACGGUAACCCAAAUAAAAGUAGAAUCUGCCAACUUGCGACGUGAAUUUUAUCACAAUAGAAUGAUCUUAUUUUUCAAUCGCCUAUCCCUUGAAAUUAGAGGAUACGUGGGGGCAACCUCAGAUACAGCUCAUGUGGGUUUUCCUCACUCUAUGAUUUUCAAAAACAUCUCCAUUCACGUAAUAGCUGAAUCCCUACAGAGGUUCUCAACGGACGAAUUUUACCCGUACAUUGAUUUCAUUCACUAUGAAGAUUACGAAUCUCAUUUGGUAGCUCCGCCUUGGUACCACGAAGACUUGCCAUUUCACCUCAUAGACGAUGUGUAUAGCCGGAUCGAAGAUCACUUACCAUCCUUAUUCGAAUUCGGUUUACGAAACAACAAUAACUUCACGCAAACACUCCAAGCAACGCUUUCUCGCUGUCCUGAAAAAGAAACCAUCACAUCGUUCUAUUCUUUAGAUAUUUUCAGAACGAAGAGUUACUACUUUAUACCACACAUCAAAUCUUUAGGUCGUACCCUCGGCAAUAUCUCCAUCACUGGAAUGCACAAUUUUCAUAGUCACUCGAUCGCUAAAAAUCGCAGUCGAACUGUCAGCACCCUGGCAAUUAAAUAUAUUCAAGGAACCGCUGAUUUACAUUAUAUUGGUGGAAAUUUCACAAUUUUUCCAUUAUACUUUGAAGUAGAUUGCAUUUCGAUAACGGUUGAUCAAAAACAGCAACGUAUUACCGCGACUGCGCACAAUUAUACCGUUAUUGAGACCAAAACGAACGUACCAUUGACGGAGUAUCAGUCCAAAUGGGUAAUGGAAGGGAUUCAGGUGGCGAUUGCGUCUUCGAUAAUGCCAUCGAUGAAACACUACAGAAACAGUAAUUAUUCGACCAAUACACUCGAAGAACACCCGAUUGUAAAAAUAAGUACCAAAUUAUCUCAGCAAUUCAAGGGUAGCACGAUACAGAAACUGUACGAUGCUUGGAGCAUAACGAUACCAGAAAGCUUCAACACAGAAUCAACGAUCGAAAUAGAAUCAAAUAUUUAUAAUAUUUCAAUUGAAGCUAAACCCAAAACAGAUUUGAAACCGUAUCCAGAUAGGAUCCUAUGUAAUCUCUAUCGCAACUUGCAAAUACACUUCAAAACCUCUACUUGGUUAGGAAAAAUUAGCGUGUUCAACAGCACUCACGAAUUCGACGAUAUCGGUUUCCUAAUGGGGAAAGUAUUCGUUGAGCUAGUCAAACAAAACAAUUCCAAUGAAUUUGAAUUGAAAUCCUUUUCAACCCUUGACGUUAAACUGUUUCCAACCCAGUACAAUUUCACAGAUCACGAUCGAUUGGAGAUAGCACAAAAAACGCAACAAUUGAUGAUCUCGUUGAUUAAGAAAACAGUUAUCCUUUUCGCAGAACCACUGCUUUCCUUACCGUUAGACCACUGUACCUCGCCAGUAAAAAUGUUCGACGACUUCCUGCCCUUCUACGCCGAUCACGAAUUACCUUUUCGUGUACCUGUUAGCAGAAUUGCGAACGAAUCCUUGCUAUCGAAUAUAACCAACUUGAUAAUCACAGACUGGAGGAAAUCGCCCACAGCUUGUGUCUCGAUUAACCAAGAAGACCUUGUCAAUGGAAGUAUGGUCAUAUCGACAUACGUGAAUUUACAAUUGGGGUUGAUCGAACUUCUGAUGAAUUGUGAUAAUGAUUUUAUACCACUUGAUGAGCUGCAUUUGUGGACACCUAGUGUAUAUGUACGAAAUUACACUGAUCGUGGAGAGAUAGAAGUGGAUAUUGUUUCGUAUCCGAGGUGUACGGAUCGCUACAUUGGUCAGUGGGAUGAACUGGAAUUUCUCCCUACUUCGAAUCUCGUUUGGAUUCGGGAAAAACUAGAAUAUAUCCUUGGCGAAUGUUUCAAUCAUCUUAUCAGUGUCGGUUCUUAACAUUAUUGUUAGUCUAAUUUAGCUAAUAUGUAUUAUUAAUUUUGUACCAAUUAAAUAAAUGAAACUCCCACCGCCAAGUUACACAUAAAGUCAUUAAAAAUAAUAAAUUUGAUUGCAAGAGCA
Molecule: messenger RNA, 2261 nt
Organism: Planococcus citri (citrus mealybug)
Lineage: Eukaryota; Metazoa; Arthropoda; Insecta; Hemiptera; Pseudococcidae
Exons: 6
Coding region: 96-2138 (680 amino acids)
Source: RefSeq, a predicted model, not a curated record